Mycena indigotica is the source of this 654-nucleotide messenger RNA. RefSeq lists its product as uncharacterized. NCBI's taxonomy places the organism in Eukaryota, Fungi, Basidiomycota, Agaricomycetes, Agaricales, Mycenaceae. The record is from RefSeq and is a predicted model, not a curated record. The coding region runs from base 1 to 654 and encodes 217 amino acids. The transcript has 4 exons.
AUGUGCAGCCCUUUUCAUUUCCUGCCUUAUGCCAUUUCAACGCUCAAAUUUCAACGUCGACUUCGUGCUUGUGCGGUAAAGUGGGGGUGUUUAGUAGAUGCAAGGAGCGGUCGAAGCGCUAUCUGCUAUCCAGCACUGUCGGCAGUUGUUAGAUGCUGUAAUAUAUUGUAUGUUCCUUCUCGCCUUUUCUCCCUUUCUCGCCUCUUGGUGUCCACCGUCAGCUUAUCCAACCGCUCAUCUUCUUUCCUCAGUUUCUCGGAUGGGUGUGUUGUUAAUAGCCCACUACAACAGGGGUGUUCAGUGCAUGCGCACAACUGUGUUCUGUUCAGGGCAUCAGUCAUGAUGUUCCGCAGCGCAGACAUCGACCAACUUGAACGAGACUUCGUUCAAAAAUUAUUUCAGGGCAAUGUUUGCUCACUGCUGCGUGAAAUGAUGCUGGACUUCUGGCAACGAUACCCUGCAGGUCAACCUAUCCUUGUGUACAAAUUCGACGAAUUUCCUGCGAUUUUUAUUGAUGGUAUCAAAAUUGACUUGUCCUUGACACCCAUGUCCUCUGCGCUGUUUUUUUCGACGAUUGAAGUAACAAAGCAGGCAUUCUACCGAAACACUCUCUCAUAUGCCAUCGUGAACCUCAAGCGUGUGUUCUCUCUUUAA